GUCGGGCAGUUUCGACAUUCACUAUAUUACAAUCUGCUCCACCCCACAUAAGGAGGUGAAGCCGCUGUGUUUUCCCGUUUAGCAUUAGUUAGACCUGCUCAGCAGUUCACAGCAGACUGACCCGUGUAACUAUGGCAGCGGAAACAGCGACUGGUGGGGCGGCUGUAGCGCCUAAUGGCACUCCUGACAACCCGGAAGGUGGAAACUGCUACCAAGACGAUUGUCUGUUUUGCAGAAUUAUUAGUGGCGAAGAGAAGACUGAGCUCUUAUAUACCGGUGAAGAAUUUGUAUGCUUCAAGGAUGUCAAAUCAGGGGUUCCUCAUCAUUACCUUGUAGUACCUAGGGUGCACAUGGAAAACUGCAAAACGCUGAAACAAGAACACAUCCCCAUAGUACGGAGAAUGAUGGAGGUUGGAAGACUGGUGCUGCAGCAGAACAUGGUGACAGACCUUGAUGAUAUAAGCUUGGGUUUCCACUGGCCACCAUUCUGCUCUGUUCCCCAUUUACACCUUCACGCCCUGGCUCCGGCAAGCCAGCUUGGUCCUCAAUCCAGAUAUCGAACAAAUUCAUUCUGGUUUAUCACGGCUGAUCAGCUGAUUGAAAGACUGAAAAAACCUUCAGCUAAGAAGAACAAUGCUACUUGAUGACGAGGAUUAAUUUUCUUUUACCAGAAAGGUGGAAGAUUGCUAGUUUUAAAUAAUCAUGAUGGACAAGAAAAGAAACAGUCAUAGAAGAAGGCUAGAACAGUCACAGAACUAUAUCAAGAUACCUUUUGUACCGAGGGCCAAACAUGACAUCAGUGGUUAUAUGUUAGGCAAUGGAUAACACAGCACCUGUUCUUUUGGCAAAGGGAAAUGAUUUGUAAUAUUGCUGACAUUUCAGUUAGUAUUCCUUCAUUUUUAUGUUGGCAUGCAUUUUCCAGUUUUACUGUAUUUGGUAAUUAUCUACUUGUGUGUGUGUUUUUAAGGAGGAGGAAAUGUGCUCUUGUAUUAUUUGUUUAAUGUUAUGACAUGUUAUUUUUCAUGAGAGUUGUACUACUAAAUCUGAUGUUAUCUAGUCACCAGUCCUCACAUUGGGGUCUUGGAUCCGAUAUCGGAUCCGAGCCAGC
This is a messenger RNA of Protopterus annectens (West African lungfish), 1108 nucleotides long. Its product is annotated as histidine triad nucleotide-binding protein 3-like. The record is from RefSeq and is a predicted model, not a curated record. Bases 132 to 644 code for a protein of 170 amino acids. NCBI's taxonomy places the organism in Eukaryota, Metazoa, Chordata, Ceratodontiformes, Protopteridae. The transcript is spliced from 5 exons. Gene Ontology annotation, molecular function: catalytic activity.